ACUUACUCUAUGGUCCUAACCACUCCGAAAAACAACUACGCAUCUCACAUAUUUUUAUUCAGGAAAUAUGGUGCUGAAAUUGUUUGAAGAGUAGGUUAACCAUUUAAAACGUGGUUGUGUAUUAUGCCGAAACAUAUUGAAUGAAAUUGUUAAGACUCCAAGUUGCGUCUAGAAACUUGGGUAUGCAAAUAGAAAAUGCCAGAUAAAAAAGAUGCUGGUGUGACAUACCAAAGGUGGAGAGCUGCCUGUAGGAAACAGCUGAGUUGUAACUAGAGCAUGCUGAGACGCACAAGAAUCAAAGCCGUGGCAAACCUGCCCGUGCGUCGUGCAAAAGACGUGGCUGCUGGCAAUGCAGAGUCCACUCCGACAGACACUACAGAUAAACCAGAACCUGCUCAAAGCGAGGAUGAUCAUGCUGAAAUGCAUGAUGUGCCUGCGAUCGUUUUGCUUCCAAGUGAUAGUGCAUCGCCAUCCAUAUCUUCAGCAAACCAAGGUGAAGCUGUGUUCGAAAACCAUUCCAGCAUUUAUCCUGGGUGUGUUGUUGAACCCAAAAGAUCGAUAAAUCUUGAAGUUACACCCUCUGUACAUAAAAUCUGUGAUUUGGAAAACGAUGAUUCUCUCCAUAAAAAUCUAUCUUUAGAAGGCGCAGCUGAAGUUUCUCAAGAUAUCUCGAGUCCGUGCCUCUCGUUGGACACACUGUCACCGGACAAAAAUGACAGCCAGGCACUAGAUGAGGGACGACCGGAACAAAGUUUGGGGACGGGAAGUGACAUGUCGUCCGGGUCGAGCGUGGCGGGGGGCUCGGUGUCGAGGUCAAGAUAUGCACGGUGCAUCCCGAGGCUGCCUUCACGCAAGGAUGGGUCGGGAAGCACGUCAAGCAGUGGCAAGGAGACUGAAGAUAGACACAGGGCGGUGAAGCCAACGCUACCACAGCUCUCCCCGGCACGAGGUGACCGGUCGCUGGAGCAACGCAAGCUCUCGACAAGCACGCCCCAUUCUAACGAGGAACUGAGCAGCAAGCCCGUGCGGUUGAAGAAGGUGCACAGAAAAGUACAUAGCUCGAUAACAGUCCGGCUCAGCAAGGCUAGACAAGAGUUUGUCUCAAAGUACAAAGAUGAAAGACCGGAUAGAAGUCGUCUUACGAUGUUCGAUCUCAUUUACUACAACCCAGUUACGAACCCAAUGAAACAGCGUAAACAGCACAAAUCUUUAAUGCAACUGGAAGAUAAUGAAUUGGAAAACCAACGCAUAGAUGAAGAAGACGUUGAUGCAGGUGUCAGUAAUGAUAAUGAAGAAACUUCCUUGCCAGUUCCUCAAGUUAGGUUGGGUGCUGAUGGACAGCUCAUCAUAGACGAAACAAGUUUGGUGAUUGAAACCACAGAUACAAUAAAAAGUAAACAAAUCCUGGCCAGCUCUUCUGUGGUUGUGGAAGGUGGCGAAGGCUCAUCCAGUUACCUUGCGUACAACAGGAAAGUUAAGUCUCGUAGGUCCACAACAUGGACUAAAACAGAUACAUUACGUUUUUAUGUGGGCCUUAAGACGUUUGGUACUGAUUUCCUCUUGAUGCAGUCAAUAUUUCCUCAGUUCUCAAGACAGGAACUAAAGCUGAAGUUCAGAUCAGAGGAACGCCUCAAUAAAGAACUAGUGCAGGAAACACUGCGUCAACAGCACUUUGAUCCAGAACGAAUGAAGAGAGAUUUAAGUAUGUUGGAAGAGAAAGAACUAAAACUAUUGCAGGAGAAGACUACAGUAAAGAAAAAAGAAUAUGUACGAGUUAAAAAAUCUAACACAAAAUCCAGAACCAAAAUCGAGAGAACUGGUAAGGCUGCAUGGAGAGUUGAUGUUGGCGAAAGGUUUGAAGAGAGGUCUAGUGUUGGACCCCCAGAGGAUUCUCUGGAUGAAGCAGAAGUGGACAGUGUGUGGGACAGGAGUGAAAGAAAUGAGAAUGCAGAAGAUACCACUAGUGUCAGCUCUGGCAAAGAAAUUGUGGAUGCCAACGAGUUAAGAAACGUUGCUGAUGGAGUCGUGAUAAACCCGAGCACCAAGGUAACUAGGCUUGACACGGAGAGCAGGGCAUGUGAAGACAGUCCUUCUGGAAAACAAAAGAAUAUAAAAGGUAAAUCUAGGAGACAAAGUGGACAAGGAAGAAAAAGAAAAGUCAGACAGCUGACGUACGAUGAAGAAACUUGUGAGACCAAAGAAAUUUACAGUACGGAAAAGUACACCAAGAGAGUAUACGUGGCAUUUUCGGACACUUCAGACUCAUCAAGGGAUAAGUCCGAUGUAGACGAAGAGGUGUGCAGCAUAGUGAAUGCACUAAAAGAGAAAGUUGCAAGUGGUAGCAUAAGUGUUGAAAGUUUCCGUGAUGAAAUACAGAGGCAGUACGUGGAGAAGGAGCCGGUGAUAUUGGAAAAUGAGCUUCGCAGGCUGGUGGGGAGCAAGAGGGAAGAUGGAGCGGCAGGGAGUAGCAGUGAACCAAUGGAAGGCCAGGUCCCAACCCCAGCACCUGCCCCGGGUUCCUUGUUCAUUGUGUCGACUGUUUCUCCAGCAGAUCCCAGCCACACUAUUUACAAAGUGUUCAUGGUGACUCCCCCUGAGCAAACACAAAUCCCGUAAGCAGGCUGUUAACUGUGCAAUACAACCUUGUAGCCAUGAAAUGUAUGUUGAACCGCAUAAAGAUUAUUUAUUCUAUAUAAUUUGGUUAGAACACAAUAAAAUACUGAUUGUACAUAAAAUAUGAGCUAUUUAAGGUAAUUAAGGUAAUUAAAAGAAUAUUAUAUUAAAGUAUCCACACAGAAAACCAACACAUGAAUAGAAGCCCUCCAAAUUUUACUGUGUGGUAGCUUCCUUCGGAAUGUUCCUAAUUUUUUUUUGUGUGUUUCUGUGUGUUUUUUUAUAAUUUCCUCUAAAUAAUUAUAUUUAUUUUUAUUUGCAUUUUGUACUAUUUUGUAAAGUACCUUUCAUUAAAACAGUCUGCAGAA
Messenger RNA from Bacillus rossius redtenbacheri, 2981 nucleotides. Its product is annotated as transcription factor TFIIIB component B'' homolog. Gene Ontology annotation, cellular component: transcription factor TFIIIB complex. Gene Ontology annotation, molecular function: TFIIIC-class transcription factor complex binding. The coding region runs from base 277 to 2616 and encodes 779 amino acids. Gene Ontology annotation, biological process: RNA polymerase III preinitiation complex assembly. The record is from RefSeq and is a predicted model, not a curated record. NCBI's taxonomy places the organism in Eukaryota, Metazoa, Arthropoda, Insecta, Phasmatodea, Bacillidae. The transcript has 10 exons.